CGCCCCGCACCCCGCCCGCUCCCCGCCGCCCUCGCCCGGGCGCCGGGGAAGUGGAGGAAGGCCAGAGCGAGAGGAGGAGGAGGAGCCGGGGGGCCGCCGAAGAUGGGGAACACUACCUCGUGCUGCGUGUCGUCCAGCCCCAAGCUCAGGAGAAAUGCCCACUCUCGGCUGGAGUCCUACCGGCCCGACACGGACCUGAGCCGCGAGGACACGGGCUGCAACCUGCAGCACAUCAGCGACCGGGAGAACAUCGACGAUUUGAACAUGGAAUUCAAUCCUUCAGACCAUCCUCGGGCCAGCACAAUAUUCCUCAGUAAAUCUCAGACAGACGUGAGAGAAAAACGCAAGAGUCUCUUCAUUAACCAUCAUCCUCCAGGACAAGUAGCGAGGAAGUACAGCUCCUGCUCCACUAUUUUCCUAGAUGAUAGCACAGUCAGUCAGCCAAACCUCAAGUAUACGAUUAAAUGUGUAGCUCUCGCAAUAUAUUAUCACAUCAAAAACAGGGACCCAGAUGGAAGAAUGCUCUUAGAUAUUUUUGAUGAAAACCUUCACCCUCUUUCGAAAUCCGAAGUGCCACCAGAUUAUGACAAACACAACCCAGAGCAGAAACAGAUCUACCGGUUUGUUCGGACGCUGUUCAGUGCUGCCCAGCUGACAGCUGAAUGUGCCAUAGUCACCCUGGUGUACCUUGAGAGACUUUUGACGUAUGCAGAGAUAGAUAUCUGUCCAGCAAACUGGAAGCGAAUUGUCCUUGGGGCCAUCUUGCUGGCCUCCAAAGUGUGGGACGACCAGGCAGUCUGGAAUGUGGAUUACUGCCAGAUCCUGAAAGACAUCACGGUUGAAGACAUGAAUGAGCUAGAGCGACAGUUUCUUGAAUUGCUCCAGUUCAACAUCAACGUUCCUUCCAGUGUUUAUGCCAAGUAUUAUUUUGAUCUCCGUUCUCUGGCAGAAGCAAACAACCUGAGCUUCCCCUUGGAGCCCCUCAGCAGGGAGAGGGCUCACAAGCUUGAGGCCAUCUCUCGGCUGUGCGAGGACAAGUACAAGGACUUGAGAAGACCCACACGGAAGCGGUCAGCAAGUGCUGACAACCUAACUCUGACGCGGUGGUCCCCGGCCAUCAUCUCCUAACAGUGACCUCCUUCGUGAAGGACUGCUUCCAUCCCUCCGCUUUCUCCUUUAGUUUGAGAAAAGACAAGACUUGGGGUGGUUUUUGUUUUUGCCUUUGUUUUUGCCUUCCCUUUUCUCUUUCUUUUUUUUAAUUCGUAGCUCCAUCAGACCAUGUCAGCGACGCCUCCGCGCUGUGGCUGCCUGCAGCAAGGCUUCGGGGAAGCGAAGUCAGUAUUCCGGAAGUCCCGUUUCAAGCCUUUCCCUCAUCGUCAUUAACGGCAUUUCCUUUGUGGAGGAAGCACUGACUCUAAUCCCGGAGGAGGAAAUAAAGGGAAGGAGGAGGAGUGUAGAGGCAGGGAGAAGUGUCUGAGUGCUUUGCCACCUCCUAAGUCCACCGUCUCCUCAGUAGGUCAGUACAACGUGAAAAGAAAGCCUAGAUAAACAGGUUUGGACGUGCAUUAAAGAAACCGAGUGGCCAUGUUUUAGCACAACCUCUUUGGAUCAGUAUGUUCUGUGAGACUUCUCGCGUUCCUUCUUGCUGCUUAUUUUGGGUCUGGGGGAUUUUUGUCUGUUUUCAUCCUGUUUUGGUUUUGGUCCCACAGAGUAGAGAGUCUAGUUUGUACCCACUUUGGCACAGACCUCCAAAUAGAUAGUACUGGUUGCUCCUCUCCGCACUCUUGCUGCGAGCUGUCUUCUGAGCUUUCAACCUCACAAGUGGGACGCGCUUGCUGUGUGUCUGUACCCUUUAGAUGAUCUACUCUGUCUUCAACAGUGACAAAAUUAACUUGACUGUAGUGCUGAACCAAAAGUACCCCUUCCCCCACCUUAUCCUUCACCCCAAGAAGAUUCUAGAUCACACGGGUGCUUGUGCCUUCAUGUUUUCUUGCAGCUGUUUUCUCUGACCUGAAGUUGUUAAAAAGUCAGUCAGACUUUGUGGGCCGAAGGAAACAGUGUGCCGCAGACAGUCCCUUCUGGAUGAGAUGUGUUUUUCAGGUGUUUUCCUGAAGUCACUGAGAAGGAGCCAUUUUUUUGUACACCCUGCCUAGUUCAUUACUCCACGUUCAUGUCCAUUGUUGCAAGCAAUAUUCUUCUCAAUUUUUAUAUGUUUACUUUAAAUCAAAGUUAAGUCUAUUUGUAUAAAAUUUUUUAAAAAUCUAAAAUGAAAAAAAAAAAAAAGGCAACAAAAAAACAAGGGUGGGUGGGUAUUCCCAUGGGAAGAUCAUAGAAGAGCAAAAUGUUCAUAUUUACCAAGGUAUUUUUCACAGAAUGAUUGAAUAAAAAACUCAGCUUGCAUUUCUCAUUGUGGGUGCUUAGAGAAGUUACAUGAAAUUCAAACUGUGAAGGUUUAUGCGUCAUUGUUACCGUACUUUGUUCAUUUUCUGACCAUCCCUGAUUUCCUUACGGGUUAGAUAAGGAUCUUUUCUAUCAAGUCAUGUAAAAGGGUUCACGGUAUAAUGUCAAAGAGUAAAUUUGAUAUUAAAUCUCAGAAUCUGAGUCAUUGAAGCAUAUAUUGCUUUUUUUUUUCUUUUUUGCGUAUUUUCCUAGGUCACAUGACAGGUUUCUGGGUUUCUUUCUUUUUCAAGUGUCCAUGAUACAAGGGGCAGCAGAUGGUCUGUGUUUCACCUUACUCUUCUGUGAGCUUGGAAAACUAUGGAAUCGUAUAUUAAUUAGUCUUGAUGACCCUGAAAUCAUACAUCUGAUCCCAAAACUUUGCCUUCCUCUGAAUGAAACAUGCCUUGGAAAAUGGAAGGCACUCGAAGAGUUGAAAUACGAAUAACACCAAACCAGCAUAUCUAGUCAGGUUUAACUUAAAUGAAAUUUGUAUCAUGUAUAAACUUCACUGUUUGGGUUAGAAAUACUCUCAAGUUCUUUCUGGCCUAACAUUUGAAAAGCAAACAAGUAAAAUAGAAAAACUUAAUUACCUUUCCAUUGUAAUUGUCUUGAUAAUGCUCUUUGUGAGUACCAAAAUGAGUUUCUCUCUUCAAGUAAGAGUCAGAUUUAGAACUUUAAAUAGAGCUCUAAAAAUGUAGAAACUAUCGUUUUAUACUCCCUAAUCUCUAUAGCUUAAAAAGGGACAUAUUUUCAUAGCAGAAUAUGAAUUACCUCUCAAGCAUAAUUCAUUCUUCUCAUUGUGUCACGUGUCUUAUUUUACCAUCCAUUUCAGGAAAGAGACUCUGCUGCCUUGAUAGCAGACAUCUUAUUUUUAUCCCUUUUAUUUGAAUGAAGAGAUUUGAAAAUUGAAUUAUGUAAAUAUUUCAAUGCAUCUGCUAUUAUUUUGUGGAGUUUAUUAAACUACUUUAAAAAGUUGUAUAGUCUAUUUAUUGUAUGUAUGUACAUACAGUCUGAUACUUAAAAUUUAAAGUGGAUUCCGUCAAACCUGGCUCAGUCCUGUUUAGACGAUUAUCGUUUUAGCCUUGUGCACUGGACUCUACCUCUGUAUAGGAAGACUUUCCACAUUCAUUCAUUAGUAUUGAUUCUGUAUUAACUGGGUUAUGUUUCUUGCACUAAGGAUUUUUAAAACUACUGUAAGCGUAGAUUGGAAUUCUUGUUUUGAAGUAUGAAUCACUUGACACAUAGCUAGAUACUUUAGGUUCCUUUAAUUUUUUUCUACAUGAUGAUGAAGACUUACCUUUUGUUCUCUGGUUUGUUCUAAGUUUGCCAAAAAAAAAAAAAAAAGGUACAGUACCUAUU
Messenger RNA from Loxodonta africana (African savanna elephant), 3798 nucleotides. RefSeq names its product cyclin Y (gene CCNY). Lineage: Eukaryota; Metazoa; Chordata; Mammalia; Proboscidea; Elephantidae. The transcript has 10 exons. Gene Ontology annotation, molecular function: cyclin-dependent protein serine/threonine kinase activator activity; protein kinase binding. Gene Ontology annotation, biological process: regulation of cyclin-dependent protein serine/threonine kinase activity; regulation of canonical Wnt signaling pathway. Gene Ontology annotation, cellular component: cytoplasmic cyclin-dependent protein kinase holoenzyme complex; plasma membrane. Bases 103 to 1128 code for a protein of 341 amino acids. The record is from RefSeq and is a predicted model, not a curated record.